This is a messenger RNA of Symbiodinium pilosum, 2538 nucleotides long. NCBI's taxonomy places the organism in Eukaryota, Dinophyceae, Suessiales, Symbiodiniaceae. The record is from the annotation of a GenBank genome assembly.
AUGGCAUGUUUUGCAGCUUCCUGUGUUCAACUUCACAAUGCGCCUCCUCACGUCCAAAGAAAGGCGUUUGGAGGGCCUUUGCCAAGCAAGAUCAGUGCAGCCUCUGAGCAGCCACAAGCAGCGAGGAGGUCAACGAGGCAAAAAGCUUCCACGGCCGCAGUGCUGACAGGUGUGGGAGCCCUUCUCGGAAAAGCCCAGGUUCGAAGGCAGCUGCGAUCAAGGAGGGAGGCUGGCCAACAGAUUGUAGUCGUGGGUGGCGGAUUGGCAGGCUUGAACCUGGCACUGCGCUUGGAUCAGAUGCCAUGGAAGGCAAGACCAGAGGUAAAGCUGAUAGAUCCAAAGGAUCGCUAUGUCUUCCUGCCUCUGCUGAUUGAUUAUGCAACAGGCGUGGUGGAGCUGGAUGAGUUUGCCCCGGCGUACUUCGAUCUGCUGCAGGGCGCCUCCUCAGUGCAGCAUCUUCAGGGCAUUGCCUCUCAAGUGGAUUGGCGUCGGCGCCAGGUCUCACUCCAGGCCGGAGAUGGUACGCAGACCCUUUCGUUUGACGCCCUGGUGGUUGCGUCGGGCAGCGUCGGUGAGGCAGAAGCCAGAUCCUUGCCAGGGCUUUCGGAAGCCUUUGAGAGUGGCAAGGCUUUGCGCUUCUGUACCCUCGCAGAUGCCGAAGCUCUACGCAGUCGUCUCCAAGACGGUUUGGAGUCCGUCGCUAUUGUAGGUUCAGGUUACGUUGGUGUCGAGCUUGCUGCUGGAUUGGCUGAGGUCUUGCCACAAGCUGCCUCGGCUGGGCGUAUCGCCUUGUUCGGUUCCAGAUUUCUGUCAGGCUGCGAGGAGGCCAAUCAAAAGCAGAGUGCAGAGGCUUUGGACAAGCUAGGAAUUGUCCGCAAGACAGGUCGCGUGACGUCGAUCAACGCUGAGGGGUUGACAUGGUCUCCAGCAGGCUCAGAGAGGUCGGAGGAGGUGCAUUCUUGCAGCCUGGUCAUUGUUACUGGUGCUCUUGCUGCACCAACCGAAGACAGGCUGCAACUGGCGUCACCGCAGGAAGAGGACACCGUUGUUUCUGGGCGGGCUGUGGUAGACCCUUACCUACGCAUUGCUCCGGGUCUCUACUGUCUGGGUGAUGCGUCCGCUGGCUGUCCGCCCACCGGCCAAGUGGCCAUGCAGCAGGCCGAAACCACCGCUUGGAACAUCUUCGCGCAGCUCUCUCAUCUGCCGCGCCCGACCUGGAGACGUUUCAAGCCCAAUGCCAUGGGCGAGUUCAUUGCCCUUGGCAGCACACAGGCCGCAGGCGUGGUUCAGCCAACGCAGCUGGGUAACCUGUUGCCGCCAGCACUCCCGCCUGUUCUCUCACGCGCCAUCGCACCAACAGUGUCUUCAGUAGGGAAGUCUUCCUCCGCAAAGGCGGCUGUUAGCGGGAGGCCUGCCAGCCUCCUGCGCCGCCUCGCCUACUUGUACCGCCUGCCAGGCAUGCAUCGGCUGAAGGUCGCCCAGCAGCGUCUGAUGCGACCCCCUUUGGUGCGCGAGACCUCGCGCUUGACGUGGGGCCGUGAUGGCCUCGCCAGCUUGAUCUCCUCCAAGAAGCAGGGAGGCUUCCUGGAAAAGAUUGUUUUGGAGGACGAACUGUCAGAGCGGCUGCAGUGGACAACCAACUCGCUCGUGAAUGCCAAGAAGAAUGGCACGCCUUACAGGCAUCUCUUGCUACAUGGGCCUCCGGGCACGGGCAAAACGCUCUUCGCCCGAACGCUCGCCAGACAGUCUGGCCUAGACUACGCUAUCAUGUCUGGCGGAGAUGUUGGUCCUCUUGGAAAGGACGCCGUACACGAGCUGAACAAGCUCUUCUCGUGGGCCAACUCAUCCAGGCGAGGCUUGAUCCUCUUCAUCGACGAGGCUGAUGCCUUCCUCCGGACUGGCCGUGGCUCUGACACCGGUUCGAUGAGCGAGGAGGCGAGGAACGUGCUGUCGGCCUUCUUGCACCACACCGGCACCGAAAGCGACAAGUUCGUUGUAGUGCUGGCCACGAACAUCCGAGAGAUUCUUGACAGAGCGGUUCUAGACCGUGUAGAUGAGAACUUUGAGUUUCCCCUUCCUAGCAUCGAGGAGCGCAAAAGGAUGCUGACCAUGUUCAUGGAGGAGCACAUCCACACGCCCACAAAGCGGGGUAAGGUCAUCGAGGUGGACCCCGCCUUGGAUGAGAGCUUCUUAGAACAGGCGCAUGCAGACAUGGACAAUCCGCAUUUGGAUCCGGUGGAGACCUUCUCGUUUCUGAGACUGGUCAGCGCCGAUGGUCAUGAGUUCUUUCUGGACAGACGGAUCGCAUACGAGUGCGAUACCUUCAAAAAAAUGGUGGAGAAGGAGGGCUUCAAAGAAGGUCAGACAAACGAGAUACACCUGCCAACAAUCACCGGCAAGUUGCUUGAGAAGGUGAUUGAGUAUCUGUACUUCAAGUACAAGUACACGGAUGCAAAGGUGCCAAUUCCGGAGUUUCCGAUCGAUGACGACGUCGUUCUGGACCUCCUCCUGGUGGCAAAUUACCUGAACUUGUACUGA